AUGCAACUGGAUCCAACAGUUUACGAGAGCCCACCUCCUUCUCAUCAAAUCAAUCAGAUGCUGGAUGUCAGCCGUGCUGUAGAAUCUAUACGUCGCAAACAUGAACAAACGGAGAUAGAAACAAAGCAGAUAAUCGCAAAUAGUGUGAUGAUAUUCCAGACAAGGAUUGCCGACGUGACGAAACGAAGAAGGAAUUUUAGUAAAGAAGCAACUAGCAUUCUGCAGGAGUACUACGAUAGCCAUCUCGAACACCCUUACCCAACAGAAGAAGAGAAGGCUGCUCUUGCUGAGAAAUGUCAUAUCUCAAUACAGCAGGGUUCAAAUGACUUCAUGCAUCUUCGAAAUUAG
Molecule: messenger RNA, 348 nt
Organism: Strongylus vulgaris
Lineage: Eukaryota; Metazoa; Nematoda; Chromadorea; Rhabditida; Strongylidae
Source: the annotation of a GenBank genome assembly